This is a messenger RNA of Pogona vitticeps (central bearded dragon), 2997 nucleotides long. It is a transcript of the gene SYT14, whose product is annotated as synaptotagmin 14. The record is from RefSeq and is a predicted model, not a curated record. NCBI's taxonomy places the organism in Eukaryota, Metazoa, Chordata, Lepidosauria, Squamata, Agamidae. Gene Ontology annotation, molecular function: phospholipid binding.
AAGAUGUGUUUUGAAAAUGUUGGAGGCUUCUCAGACUUCAGUAUACGAUACACUGCCAGAAAAAAUUCACAGGACAAACUUUGUAUAGAAUUAAAACCAUCACUUUCCAUAUAAUACUUUAAACAUCUAUUUAUGUUAUAAAUAUUUUGGCCUUACAUUGAAAAUAUUUAGUACUAUUUAUCACCUUUAUGAUAAAAGAUUUCAGAAAAAGAACUAAACUGCACUGUCCUUAAAUUUGCAAGAUAGAACUUUGAACAGGCACAAAACAUUAUCUCUUCUUUUAAAAUACUGCUUUACUAAUUAACAUUGGAAACAUGGCAUUUUUCAAAACUUUUCAGCAAAAUUUUAAACAAAAUCUGAACCUUCCUUCUGUGUCUUCUCUGGUUGACACAUUAAAUAAUGCUGUUGAUGAUAUAACUAGUGCUGUUGGUGAUGUCAGCUAUACAGUAGCUGAUUCAGUUACAGAACAGGUAACAAGCAUGAUCAAUAGCUUUCGAAAAGAUGAUACUUCUAUGGCACAAGAUGAUAAAUAUACAAUAGGUACAGAAGAAAUUAGCACUCAGUUAAGUCAUGAGAAAGAAAAACGUAUGAGCAAAACAGAGAUUAAUGCAGAACUAAAACACAGACAAAUUGAUUCUUUAAAACAAAGUACAAAUGGUGGCAGAGAAUUCCAUCAUAACAAAGCCAAACUGCAACAUAAUCUAAACGCUGUUGAACCUAAUGCGCUUCUUAGUGAUGGAAAGGUCUUCAAGGAAUUGAAUAAUUCAAUAAAACACACAAAAAAUGAUGACUUGGAAAAUACUACCUUUUUAGAAAAGACUAGUACACGUAGACAAGAAGAAUCCCUUUGUAAGGACCAAAGUAAAGAGUCACAUGCAGUGCUCAAGCUAUCUAAGGAGCAGUUCCACAAAAAUGUCAAAGAAAUAUCAGCAGGAACUGACUUCAGGAACUCUAAUGAAGGGCAUGGUGUUGUAUCCAGGAAUUUGGAAACAAGUGAAGAACAAACACCAAAAUUGUCAGAGUCAAAGUCUAAAAAAGUACAUGGUGCUCCUGGAAUAAAAGAAAGAUGCAAAACACUUUCCAAUGGCCACAGACAAUCUGUGACAAAGCAGAAGGAAAAUGUUCCAACUACUGUUUCAAAAAGAAGUACAAGGGAAGAGACUAAAGAAUCAGACCAUUUUUCAAAAGAAGUGGGUAGUGAGAAGACACCAGAAAAAGAUAACUCAUAUAUAAAUAAGGAUCAUCAUGGUUCAUCAUCUGAAAGUGAAGAUGAAGCACUGGGUAAAUACCAUGAAGCCUUGUCCAGAACGCAAAGUUCAAGACCACCAGCAGGUGAUAACAGACAACAGAAAAACUAUAUUUGGGAAACCAGACAAAAAUAUAGCCCUCUUUCUGCAGAAUAUGAUGGGUACAGUAGUGAAGCAUCAAUAGAUGAAGCCAACUGCAUUCAGAGAAUGAGACAAACGCCUCCUCUUGAUGAAUUACAGCCACCACCAUACCAAGAUGACAGUGGCUCUCCACACCUCUCGUGUACACCUUCUGAAGCUGGUGACAGCAAAUGUGAAUUCUCUCAGUGUAGUAACAGCCCAAGAUGUUCGUAUAAGUGCCCAAGUGAAGGAAGUACUGGGCACGAAAUAGAAAUUUUUCAUAACAAAGCAUAUGAAGAAGAUGUACCGAGUGACAGUACUGCAGUCCUUAGUCCAGAGGAUCUGUCAGCUCAAGGAUCAUCAUCACAGCUCCCUAAAUCUUUUGAUCCUGAACCAGAAGCUAAAUAUGGCACCCUGGAUGUGACUUUUGACUAUGACUCGCAGGAACAGAGGCUUCUGAUAACUGUCACAGCUGUCACAGACAUUCCAAAUUAUAAUAGGACAAGUGGAAGUUUAUGGCAAGUACACCUGGUUCUUCUUCCUCUCAAGAAACAGAGAGCAAAAACCUGCAUCCAGCGGGGCCCAUGCCCUGUAUUUACAGAGACAUUUAAAUUUAAUCAUAUUGAGUCUGAAAUGAUUGGGAAUUAUGCAGUACGCUUUAGACUGUACAGUAUACGACGUGUAAAAAGAGAGAGGAUUCUGGGAGAAAAAGUCUUUUACUUAACCAAACUAAAUCUUCAAGGGAAGAUGUCAGUGCCAGUGACACUGGAACCAGCAUACAAUAUUUCUGGAUGUGACUCCCAAAUGAGCAUGUCAGAAAUGUCCUGCAGUGAAAGUACCUCCUCUUGUCAGUCUCUGGCACAUGGCUCAGCUCCAGAAAUCCUCGUUGGACUGCUUUAUAAUGCCACAACUGGAAGACUAGCAGCAGAAGUGAUAAAAGGCAGCCACUUCAAAAACCUGGCAGCAAACAGACCACCCAAUACAUUUGUUAAGCUGACAUUGCUGAAUUCUAUGGGUCAAGAGAUGUCCAAGUGCAAGACAUCCAUUCGAAGAGGGCAGCCAAAUCCAGUCUACAAAGAGACCUUUAUUUUUCAAGUGGCCCUAUUUCAGCUUUCUGAUGUUACACUCAUCUUAUCUGUGUAUAAUAAACGUAGCAUGAAGCGAAAGGAAAUGAUAGGCUGGAUUGCUUUAGGUUUGAAUAGUUCUGGCGAAGAAGAACUCAACCAUUGGACUUCCAUGAAGGAAUCAAAAGGACAACAAGUAUGUAGAUGGCACUCAUUAUUAGAGUCUUAACAGGUAAUUGUGGCUUCAUAACUUAUCAGGAUCCAAGAAGGCUGCCAGUUAGAUACAACUAUGAGAAGGUUUGCCGAAAUUAAAAAUCAACAUUCCACUUUAACAAAUGCACAAAAUGCCGUGGAGCAGAAUUAACUGUCAUACCUUGACUGAAUGCUGAUUUCAGGUAAAAUGGAGCAGGUGCAAGAGGGAAGCCACCCCAGGUCUUUAACAGAACACUUUUAGGCUUAUUCCCUUCCCACCCCAUAUUUACAUUUUCAUUUAACUUACAGAAAUGUUGUGCAAAUCCUCUAUGAUUGCAACUUCUUCUGAUUUUGUUGUCCUUGUGUUUUGUUUU